AUGUUCUAGGUUUUUGUAAGUGUUGCAAGAAAACAUUUUACUUCUGUUCUCUCCAACUGGACAGGCAGCAUGUGGAGGAGUGAACCAAGAAGAGUGUAACAUUUUGCAGCUGUUCGAGUCUUGGAGUGCAGAACAGCUUGUAGUCAGAGGAUAUGCAUCACUGCAGCUCAGCAGAUUGGCGAUGACUCACUGCACUAUUUAACAUAUAAACCUCUGGAGGAACUGCUCACUUCUUGAGGCUACACAUUCUCACAGGCUCUGUGUGUCCACCCGGAAAAAACUUUGGAGGAUUGUCAGAACUUUGGAGUAUUCAAAAAUGAAAAACUUGCAUUUACUAUUGCUUUUUACUGUGAUCUAUGUGGUCUCUUCUUCUGUACAGCAGAAACAGAUGGAAUUCAUUGAUGCAAUGGCUUACCUGAGGCGGUUUGGCUACCUCGACACUCCACUGGAUAAGGAUUCACAUGUAGACGUGAAUGAGGAGACUGUAGGAGAAGCCCUGAGACUUUUUCAGAGAGUGUCCGGUUUGCCAGUUACUGGAAAGGUUGAUGAAGCAACAAUGACAAAAAUGAGGCAGCCACGCUGUGGGGUUGAGGAUCCUUUCAAUCAAAAAUCCAAUAAAUAUAGGCGAUUCGGUGGAAUUUGGAAAAAAAGGAAUCUGACAUAUCGUAUCUAUAACCACACACCUGAUUUGGGGAAGCCUGCGACCCAGAGGGCCAUUAGAUUGGCUUUUAAGUACUGGAGUGACAUCACUCCAUUAAGCUUUAAGGAGAUUGAAUAUGGGCGUGCAGAUAUUAGGAUCUCAUUCCAUGCCAGGACUGGCUGCCUUGCACCUUUUGAUGGACCAGGUAAUGUACUUGCUCAUGCUGAAGGCCCUCCAUCAGGGAUCAUACAUUUUGACGAGGAUGAGUUUUGGUCUGAAGGAAAAUACUAUGGCUCUAACCUGAGAAUUGUUGCGGCUCAUGAAAUCGGCCAUGCGCUCGGUUUGGGUCACUCUCAAUACAGUGACGCACUCAUGGCUUCAUACUACUCUGGCUAUAAGGUCAACUUUAGACUGCAUGAUGAUGACAUCAGAGGCAUCCAGGCAUUAUAUGGCAAAAAAAUCACCAGUACUACCAGAGAUGAGGACAUUCAUGCCAUGGGCCCCACAACUAUAUCACCUUUCCCACGAGUUGAUGUUCCAGAUCCAUGUGAUGCCAAAGUUGAUGCCAUAAUGCUAGGUCCUUGGCGAAAGACCUUUGCUUUUAGUGGGGAUUACAUGUGGACGAUCACGGAUAUGGGACAUAAUGCUCCAAUAAAGAUCCAGCAGCUGUGGAAAUCUCUGCCAGGGAACCUGAAUGCCGCUGUUUACUCGCCAAGAACCAACAAGACUUACUUCUUCAAAGGUGAUAAAGUUUGGCGCUACACAAACUUCCGGCUCGACUUCGGUUACCCCAAACAGUUGACCAGAAUUCCUGCGAACAUUGAUGCUGCCUUGUACUAUGAGAAGAACAAAAAGAUUUUCUUCUUCAAGGGCUCAGGUUUUUGGCAAUGGGAUGAAAUGAAGUACAACGACCUGAGCAUUUACCCCAAACCCAUUUCCCGCCUCUUUACUGGCAUUCCAUCCAACCUGGACGCUGCCUUUACAUGGACCAACGGCAAGGUUUACUUCUUUAAAGGUGAUAAAUACUGGCGCAUGAACGAGCAGCUGAUAGUAGAUUCGGGUUACCCACUCAGUAAACGAGAGCGGUGGAUGAGAUGCACCCAUUGAAGGUGUGGAGAGUUUAAUGAAGAGGUAAAGAGGACUUUCAACACCUUCAAAGCAUUAAACUGCAGAGAAGACAAAGGACGUGAGCACUGUUAAAACUCAUGCUGUGUGAUGUGUAGCCAUGCUCCCAUGAUUUAUUUUCAAUAAGUCCACAGAGAAAAAGUGUGUGCUCUUUCUUUCACUCUCUUUGCAGUAUGUUGAGUAGACUAAAGAGUAGACAUGUGGCAGUAUUGCAUUUUGCUUUACGAUUACAGUUGAGAAUAUUGUGUUUUUAAAAUGACUAUUAUAUUUUUCACAUUACAGGACAAAUCAUCUAACAUGGAAUUCUUGCAUUCUAAUUGUAACAUUGCACAUUUUUCAGUGUUUUAAUGGUUGGAGUGCUGCUCAACAAGUUACAGUAGUUUGCCCAUUUGUCAUUUUGGUCAAAGAAACAAAGCUUCCCAUUUUGAUAACAUUCUCCAAAUUCAAAUGUGAAUGUAGUAAAUAUAGUGAAGUAUCAGUACUACAUCAUUAUUGUUUAUUGCACAAUGGCGUUUUUCUACAUCAUUACAGUUUAUUGGUAGAAGGCUACAAAGGAGGUUUUUUGUUGCAGAUCAUCAAUGACAGGACUGAGAAAAGUUGUCACUGUAUCUCAAACUCUCUGUAUGAAGAACUUAUGUAUAAUUUAUGAGCAACUUUUGUCAUAUAUUCUUACAGAAAAUAAGUGUAUAAAGAGCGAGGUUCAGUUAGUUAUGGUCUAUUCUUAGCUUUCUUAAUAAAUUUCCAUCAUGGUGUUUGGUCUAGUGCUUGGGAAGAGAGGGAGGUGUGUAUAUUCUGACCAUGUGUUCCUGCUUAGAUUUUGCGUAUAUAAUUAUUAAUGAGUUUGAAGUCUUGCUUUUGCUAUUUGCAGGGACUGUACUGUACUGUCAAAUACACUGAGAGAGAAGAACUUAGACACAUUCACUUUACAUUUGUGACCAUGUAGCAACACAUUUACAGCCAAUAUGGACAAAUCAAUAUAUAUUAAAGACUGUAAAUUCUGUACUUCUCAGGAGUAAGAUGUCAGUAUAAAAGCUAUAGCUAUUUUUGGUUCUGUUUUCUGCAAAGCUUAUCAUCUGACCUAUUUAAAAUCUGAAUUUUAUGCUGAAGUCCAUAAGAAUUUGACCUCUAAUUUCUUAGAUAUAAUGUACACAUUUUUAGAUAAUACAGAUAUGUGCAUUGUACAAGAGACAGUUCCAUUUCCCAUGAAGCUUCAGUUUUUUAUUUUAUUUAGAAAUCUAAUUCUGUUCUGUAGUACAUUGUUUUAGUUUGAUUUGAUAUCAGACCAUGUUUCGUAGAAGUUUAUACAUUGUUCAGAUUUGUAGAUAGAAAAAAAAGCAUGCUUCUUUAUCUUCCAGAUAAUUUCUACUGUAUAAAAUAAUUUUGUACUUCUGACUUGUAAUGAAUUGUUUUAAGUUUGAUUUGAGAUCAGACUAUGUUUCUAAGGAUCUCAAUUAUAUUACUAAUAAAUCUUAACAUAAGAGCA
This is a messenger RNA of Tachysurus fulvidraco (yellow catfish), 3248 nucleotides long. RefSeq names its product matrix metallopeptidase 19 (gene mmp19). Gene Ontology annotation, molecular function: zinc ion binding; metalloendopeptidase activity. NCBI's taxonomy places the organism in Eukaryota, Metazoa, Chordata, Actinopteri, Siluriformes, Bagridae. Gene Ontology annotation, biological process: proteolysis; extracellular matrix organization; collagen catabolic process. The record is from RefSeq and is a predicted model, not a curated record. The transcript is spliced from 9 exons. Gene Ontology annotation, cellular component: extracellular matrix. Bases 317 to 1747 code for a protein of 476 amino acids.